CCCAUAGCUUUAGAAACGCUAUUUGGUUCAUAUAGUUCCACGGUUGGUUUACUAAGAUCGCUUUAGUCCAUAUGACGUUAUGUCUUUAUUUAUUAAUGGGUAUUUUUGAGUGUCUUAAUGCAUACAUUCUAGGUUCAGUGAGAAUCAGUGUAGGCCUAUGUUGUUUUUUUAAAUCUGUAUAUAGGGUCUAGAGUCUAGAAUAGAUCUAGGUAGAGGUAUCUCGAAUCAUGCCGAAUGCAAACAGAAUGUGAUUAUCGUGUUAUUUUAGUGUAAACCGGCAAAAUUAAUUCAUCAAUAAAGAGAUGGCACUAUGUCAAUGUUUUGAAGUCUCUUUUAAGUGUACACUGAUAAUAUCUAGAACAGCAAUAAAAAGUACAACUAGAAAAUAUUCGCUGACACGAAAAGUACAGAAAAAACAGUAUGCUUUUAACCUUAAUGAUCUGAUCCAAUGGAAAAAAGAAACUCAACUUGCUUUUGGUGCUGAAAGGAAAAUGACUAAAACUGGUAAAAUGAGGAAGAGUAAAAAAAGUGGCUUACUGAAUGAACGCUUGUCUGUAUUAAGUGAUUGCUCAUCCCCUAAUGCAAUUAUAAUUCCAAGCAAAGAGGAAUUAGAUUUGAAAGUUCCCCCACAAAUAGAUUCAUCUGAUUUUCCUACACCUGAAUCAGCUUAUAAUGUUGACAGCCCUGCACCACAGUUAAUGCCCACAUUUCAGGAUGAUGGAAAUCAGCAUGCUAAACAUGUACUAGAUGGACAUAAGUGGAUGGCACACACAAAUAUGCCUAUCAGCUUGAAUAGUAAAGUACAAAGUUCAGCCACUAAUCAGCCACUUUCUCCCUUGCCUGUGUCAGCUUCUACAGCUUUAAGACAAAAUGACCAUGAGAUCAAAUGUGAGGAUGAGGUUACUCAAAGCUUGGCAAAACUAAUUUCAGAUAGAAAGAAACAAAGCCAACUUCUUGGAUUAACAAAACCUGAUUUGGCAGUAAAUAACAAAUUUUUUUUAACUAAGAAUAGAUUAAAAUAUAAUAAUCAGGACAAAAGUUUCUUUACAAAUAAAGCAUCUAAUGCAGAAGAAGAUUUAUCAGAGAUAUUUAUUCCAAAAUUAGCACCCAUCCCACAGCCUAAGUCUUCUAUCAGUAAUAUCUCUGAAGUAUAUGCUAUAAAGCCAGAGCCAUCAGUGUUGGAUGCCACAUCAUCUCUUCCUAUUGAACCACCUGACUCCUACAAUGUGAUUUCUGAAGUGCCUUUGUUUCCAAGGGAGAGUACAACUUGGUCACAGUCUGCUAAACUGGACCAGUUAAAGGCCUUUCACAAUGAUAUAAAGGCUUUAGGGUUUCGAACAGUACCAUCUGUCAAAAGUAUUUUAAACAAGUCAAUGCCAAGUAUAAAUCGUUAUUUCCUUGAGAGAUGGCGUGAGAAGAUGAUUAAAGAACUAGGAGAAGAAGGAUUUCAGCAACACCAAGAAGCCACUAUAAAAAGGGGCCUCAAUUUACAUGCCAACAUACAGGAUUAUCUAAGUGGCAAGCCUUUGAGUGAAAUACAAAUCAUGCCAGAUAAUCAAGGUCACUGGGCCAGUUUACAGUCAACUUUUAAAACCAUGUCAAAUAUUACAGCUCUUGAAGUGGGAGUAUUUCAUCCUUUAUUAUUGUACAGAGGAGUUUUUGACUGUGUUGCCAAAUACAAAGAUUUUCUUUGUGUGAUUGAUUGGAAAGUUUCAAAGAAACCCAGACCUACUAUUAAAGACACAUACGAUGACCCACUGCAGAUUGUGGCAUACAUUGGUGCCAUCAAUGCUAAUGAUGAGUAUGUUCGAAAGUUUGGACAAAUCAACCAUGGAAUGAUUGUGAUAGCAUAUCCUGAUGGACAGCCAUCUCAUGUUCACAUUAUGGACAAGGCAACAAAUAAAGAUUAUUGGAGAACAUGGACUGAUCGCCUGUAUGACUUCUACCAGUUGACCUACACUGAAAAGUUUGGCCAAAAGAUAGACAAAGCCACCAAUAAUGAACUGUCUCAAAAGUCAGCGUCAUGAAAUCUAUGUUUGUGAAGUUAUUAAGAUGUUGAAUAGGCUUGUACAUUAUACUUGUAUAUUAUGUACAUUUAAAUACUUGUUAAAACAAACAAGUACUGUGUGACAUGGACUAAAUCCUGUUGCUCUCAAUAUGAUCAGGCAGAUUCUUAGUUCCUUAGUAAGCAUAACAUUGUUAAUGUAUAAGCACAGAUGUCCACAAUUAUUAUUUUUUUUACUUUAUCAAGUAGAUUAUCUCUUCAACAUAAAAAAAAAUAAAAUAAUGAGACGAAGAAGAAAAAAAAAAUAAUUAGAAUUGAAAAAAAUGAAUGUUUUAAAAAUAUACUAGAAUUAAUAGUUCUGGCUUUAAGAAAAAAACAGGUGUUUUUUUUCUAUAUGCUUAAAAUAAUAUCUAUGUGUUAUUAAAGAGAGUUCAUUCUCAAAAUCAGAAUCAGAGGAUAGAUUGCUGAAAAAAGCAACUCGAUGAUAUAUUCAGUUUUUUGGAGUUUUUUUUUUUUAGAUUUGCAAUGACUAAAAUUUAGGAAAGGUAAUUAUGUUAAAUCAUCAUUUGAAGGACCUAUACCUGUGUGUGCAAUGAAUUCUUAAUGUCUUUUUGAAUAAUAUUUCUUAAUUGAAAUUGACUUUUUAUAGGCAUCACAAACAUUGUACAAUCUGCCAGUUAAACAUAAAAUGAAGAAAUAAUUUUGGCCUGUUCAUACUUGACCAUGGCAUUUCUCUCUGCAUUUAUUUUACCUAAUAGAGCAUUUGAAAAUGGCAUUAAUAACAUUUUACUCUAUAUGCUGCUCGUGUACACUAGUUAAUUAAAAGUGAAGUGUACAUUAUAUCACAUCAUUAAUUUUUUAGGACAGUUUAAAGGCAUUACAAAUUGUUUUUAAUGGCUGGGUAUAUAUGCUAUAUAUAUUUUGAACUCAAUAUUUUAGUAAAAUGUUGAUUAGAAUCUGUAUGAUAUUGUUUUUGUUUGUAAUUUUUUUUUUUUUAAUUUAUUUUAUAAACUUGGUAUAAUAUGUCAACUUUACUAUUAUCGAAUGAUGUAAUCCUAAAAUGUCUUUUUUUAAUAGUGCAUUUAUGUGCAUUUCAAACAUUGGUGUGACAUCUAAUUUAAAAGAUACUUAUCUCUUGUGUAAGCUAGCUUGUUUUAUUAUGGAGACCUUUGCCCAUUUUAGUCAUGAGUAGAUAUUGACUUUUUAUAGAAGUUUUUGUGCAUUUCAAAUAGUCAUGAGUAGAUAUAAUUUAUUUUUGUAAUUAAUCCUAUAAUGAAAAGUUUUGUGUACGUCAAACAGCAACGCUGUCAUUGUUUAUGCAUUUCAAACUUGUAUAAAUAUUGCCAAGAAUCACAAUAUUUUAGACAAGGGCAUUUGAUUUUAUGUUAAAUGUAACUGAUUUGGUUACAAUGUUUAUAAAUAUAUUUUGUUUUUCUUUACUUCAAUACAUUGAAAUUAGUGGAGAAUUGUUAUUGGAAAAUAAAAAUAAGUUUAAAAUGUU
This is a messenger RNA of Biomphalaria glabrata, 3506 nucleotides long. RefSeq lists its product as uncharacterized. Gene Ontology annotation, biological process: mitochondrial DNA replication. The transcript has 5 exons. Gene Ontology annotation, molecular function: single-stranded DNA exodeoxyribonuclease activity. Lineage: Eukaryota; Metazoa; Mollusca; Gastropoda; Planorbidae. The record is from RefSeq and is a predicted model, not a curated record. Gene Ontology annotation, cellular component: mitochondrion. Bases 303 to 2027 code for a protein of 574 amino acids.